Molecule: messenger RNA, 1535 nt
Organism: Neurospora hispaniola
Lineage: Eukaryota; Fungi; Ascomycota; Sordariomycetes; Sordariales; Sordariaceae
Product: putative spliceosome-associated protein SAP-49
Exons: 2
Coding region: 153-1325 (390 amino acids)
Biological process (GO): positive regulation of mRNA splicing, via spliceosome
Cellular component (GO): U2 snRNP; U12-type spliceosomal complex; nucleolus
Molecular function (GO): RNA binding
Source: RefSeq, a predicted model, not a curated record
CAAAUACCUAUUCUCUGCACAUUAACAUACUACUCUGGCUGUAGCCGAUAUUCCGCGACGUUAGCAAUCUCUAUACGGCUUAACCUUUGUGGUCUUUCAGACAAGUCCAAACAGUCUUUGAGCCAUACGAGUGCUACGGCACACGCCUCAUUAUGUCGAAACACUGGGAACAAAACAAAGAUGCGACCGUGUACGUCGGCAACAUCGAUGAGCGCUUCACCCAAGAGUUGCUCUCCGAGCUCAUGACGCAAGUCGGCCCCGUACGCCAGGUACAUAUGCCACAGGAUAGAGUCUCGCAAACACAUCAAGGUUACGGCUUCGUCGAGUUCGAUACCCCCGCUUCCGCCGAAUACGCAGCAAAGGUCCUCAACGGAAUCAGGAUUUGGGGAAAGCCAAUUCGCGUUAACAAGGCAAGCGCGGACAAGCAAAAGACUGUCGACAUCGGCGCCGAGCUCUUCAUCAACAACCUCGAUCCCCAGGUUGACGAAAAGAUCCUGUACGACACAUUCAGCCAGUUCGGCCAGAUCCUUCGGCAGCCCAACAUUGUCAGAGACGACAACAACAUCUCAAAGGGCUAUGGUUUCGUCAGUUUCGGUUCCUUCGAGGCUAGUGAUGCUGCUCGAGCUACGAUGAACGGCCAGUAUCUACUGAGCAAACAGAUUACCGUCGAGUAUGCGUACAAGAAGGACGGAAAGGGCGAGCGGCAUGGUGACGAGGCCGAGCGUAAGCUGGCCGCCGAGGGCAAGAAGCACAACAUUGUUCCGGAACAACAGCCUUUGCCGCCCGCUUUCCACAUGACGAGGCCUCCUGCCCCCGGCAUUGCACCUGCUGCCGACAUCCCUACCGCGGCCGUUAUUCCUCCCGCCGCCGUGGCGCCAGCUGUACCCAUCCCCGUGGGCGUACCUGUCGCGGCCGCUCCUGCCUAUGGCGUUCCUCCUCCCGGUCCUGCUGCUAUGGGUCGUUCUGGACCCCCAUAUGGUGCCGGCAUGCCACCCGCAGGUGGUCGGAUACCCAAUCUCCCACCCGCACCCUCCGGUCUCCCUGCAAGGCCACCGCCCAGUCACGGUGGCUUUGGGGGUCCAGUUGGUGACUUCCACCCCGGAGGAACUGCUUUCCGUGGUGGCCCUCCCGGUCCUCCAGGUCCCGCGGUACCUCCAGGGCCUCCGGCAAUCUACCCUGGCAUGGCUCCUCCGGCUGGAUUUCCGGGUGCUCCGCCUCUUGGCGCAUCUAUGCCUCCUCCUGGUUUUAUGCCUCCUCCUGGUGCUGCUCCUCCUCCGGGAUUCGGCGCGCCACCCGGAGCACCCAACGGGUUUGCCCGGCGUUAGAAGACCGAUCUUGCAGAUGCUUUGUCUGGCACACCAAAUCACCAGGAAAACCGGAGAAAGAUGCCGAAACUGUCCAAGUCCAUGCGGAAAAAGGAUGCAGAGAUUGAAGGGACGAAGGAUACGGAAGCAGAUGGAGAAAGAUACGAGCGAAGACUCUGAUAUAGCCCAAGGCAAGAUUGAGCCUCUGGUGAGGAAGCGGAGAGAACGUCU